Molecule: messenger RNA, 3865 nt
Organism: Anguilla rostrata (American eel)
Lineage: Eukaryota; Metazoa; Chordata; Actinopteri; Anguilliformes; Anguillidae
Gene: ptger1b
Product: prostaglandin E receptor 1b (subtype EP1)
Exons: 3
Coding region: 575-1759 (394 amino acids)
Biological process (GO): positive regulation of cytosolic calcium ion concentration; adenylate cyclase-activating G protein-coupled receptor signaling pathway; inflammatory response
Cellular component (GO): plasma membrane
Molecular function (GO): prostaglandin E receptor activity
Source: RefSeq, a predicted model, not a curated record
UCGGCUCUUCAGUCUCAUCAGCAGUAGCAUGGCAGCACUCAAGUAUGUAAAUACACGCGCGCUCACAGAGCAGCCUGCGGAAACGCCAACAGGCUGUACUCUAUAAAUGGGGGUGUGCUCUGAAUCCCGGGAUACCGUCCUUUCUGCUGUGAGGGACGUGCUCGCGCUCUUUCUCUUUCAUAAACUGUUCAGGAGAGCGACUGGAGAAGAUCUGUCCGUAUCAUUUGCGAAUUAGGCUAGCCUACUAUAUAGGAUGUUAACUUGAAGAAUGGAAGGUGGUGACGUCUACGUCUUCGAGUUAAAUACUUAAAAGGAGACAAUAACUUUUUACCUGGUUUCAUCGCGAUGAGGGUCUUUGUUUCACAUAGUUGAUAAUAUUGGCCAUAUCUGGAUUAUCUGAGACAGUUCUGGUCACUGGAUUUUUCUCGAAGGAAAGUUUAAAGAAUUCAAGAAUUUGAAAUGCUCUUAAAUGAGCUAUAAUGGGCACUUCAAGAUCUCAAAGGAAUCCUGAACGGUAGCGACCUCCUCCGCACCGCCUGUCCACGCCUCGCCGUCUGAGCCCCGCCCCCCCGUGAUGUUGGCCGUGCACCACUCCAAUGCCUCAGGCCCCGCCCCCCUCGCCCCCUCCUCCAAUCAGAGCCAGGGAGCCGCGGGGGGCGUGGCGGCGGUGGCCUGGACGGCGGACAACCGCACGGCGACGAGCAGGUCCGCCCCUGGCAACCCCGCGGCGGCCGGGCUCUCCAUGACGCUGGGCAUCCUGUCCAACAUCGUGGCACUGGCCAUCCUGGCCAAGGCCUACGCCCGCCAGCGCCGCCGCUCCAAGGCCACCUUCCUCAUCUUCGCCAGCUCCCUGGUGGCCACCGACUUCGCCGGGCACGUCAUCCCCGGCGCCCUGGUCCUGAGGCUGUACGUGGCGGCGGCGACGGGUUCGGGUUCGGGGGCGGGGGCGGAGCCUGGCUCCGGGACCCCGCCCCCCGCCGCUCAGGACUCCACGGACGCCACGUGCCAGUUCCUGGGCGGGUGCAUGGUGUUCUUCGGCCUGUGCCCGCUCUUCCUGGGCUGCGCCAUGGCGGCGGAGCGCUGCCUGGGCGUGACGCGCCCGCUGCUCCACGCCUCGCUGGUCACCACCGCCCGCGCCAAGCUGGCGCUCUCGCUCAUCAUGCUGGCGGCGCUGUCCGUGGCGCUGCUGCCCUACUUCAGCCUGGGCGCCUACACCUACCAGUUCCCGCGCACGUGGUGCUUCAUCCGGGUGCUGGGCCGCACGGGGCCCGAGGACGUGGCCUUCGUCCUGCUCUUCUCCGGCCUGGGCCUGGCCUCCCUGGCCGUGGCGCUGGUCUGCAACACGGUGAGCGGCCUGGCGCUGGUGCUGGCCCGGCUGCGCCGCAGGACCUGCGGCCGACGACGCUCCGCCAAGUCCCACGACAUCGAGAUGGUGGUGCAGCUGGUGGGCAUCAUGGUCACCUCCUGCAUCUGCUGGAGCCCCCUGCUGACCUUUGGCCUGAUGUCGGUGAUGCAGUCCUACAGAGGCUCACUGGGGGAUGACCUGCCCACCUACGAGAAGCUGAUGGUGAUGGGUGUGCGCUUGGCCUCUUGGAACCAGAUCCUGGACCCGUGGGUGUACAUCCUCCUGCGCCGGGCCGUCCUGAGGAAGAUCUACCUCAUCACCAAGCGCCAGACGGCCCUGACGGGGAGCACCUUCCGCCGGUGGGAGGUCGGCUCCUUCCAGAGCUCGGAGAAGAACGCCGUCAACCGGUUAUGAGGUCACACACUCUGCCUGACCUUGGCCUGACCUUGGCCUGUCUCCGGCCUUACCCUGGCAUGACCCUGGCCUUGCCCUGGCCUGACCUUGGCCUGACCUUGGCAUGACCCUGGCCUGACCCCGGGUUACUCAGAAGAGUGGAGGACAGAGAGGGAGGGCCGGAAUUUUGUUUGGCCUUCCAGAGACAUCAGUGUCCUCCGUAGCCAGGCAGUUUUCCGACUCCGCCCAGCCGCCAUCGCCCUGGAAAUCAGGAGGGGUCCGUUCCAGAAAUGGCGGAAUGAUUCCUCUUUCACAAACAGGCUGGGAUCUGUAAAGUUAUCGCCUUGACUCUGACUGCCCUGCCAUCCUUCCACCCGCUGAUGCUUUUGGAUCCCGAAUUCCCCAUUUCUUGCGAACCCAAGUGUUUUCUGCCGUUAGGAAAUGGUUUGUACGGUGGAAUUUUGCUGACCAGUCGAGGGGAAGUGGCUCAAGUUUGGGGGUCAGUGAGGGGGUCCCAAUCAGUCCCCUUCAGAUGAACAAGUUCCCCCAUCUUUCUCAGACGAAAAGAAGAGCCAGUAUAAUAAAUAACUGACCACAGGUCACAGAAAUGAAGUGUGGCAGCCCUUUGGAAUCUGCCAGCGUUAGUCAUAUGGGGUAUUAUUGCGUCUGGCAAAUUCUACCAGGAUUGUGUGUUGCAUCCAUGGACUUCAUCCCUUGAACCAACAUGAAUCGAACAACCUCGACAGACUCUACGGCAGUUUGUUUACCCUUUUUUUUUUUUAUGAGCCUGUGCUUCAGUGUUAAAAUGUCAUGGAUUUAUUUUUGCUUGUAAAGCUUGUAAAAUAAUGUAUUCUAAACCAUGUUCUGUUUGUUUGUUUUUUUGUUAUUCAUCCCGUAACCUUCGCUAAAGCAGAAGGAAUGAAAGGACUGUGCCUGUACCCAUUUUUCCUGUGUGGACACAGGACUUACUGUGUUGUGUAAAGUACGAUGUGUGUAUUUAUUUUCUAUGUUUUCUCUUUUUUCCCCAAUUAUCUGGGGACAUGAAAUGAAGCUAAGCGAUGUUAAAAUACGUUGAAUGUAGCCGCCUCAAAAUGUAAAAACGUUUGUCAUUGGCUUUUCUCCCCUCUUCCAUUGAAAUUCUCUGAAAUGAAAAGACAGACUAGGUUUCCUUUUGCAUGCUUUCAGUUGCAGCAAACCUCAACCGUGGAAAGAGCGCAGGGGCCAAGUAUCACACUGUAAGUAGCUAGGAUGUGGCAAAUAGAUCAGAACCUCGGGAAAUAGCUUCUGAUGAGAGGAAACGUGGCCAGAAAGGUACUAUAAUACCAUGUGUUGUUUGCAUAACUAGAACUCUGCGUCUACUUUAAUUUUAACCAUGGGAACGAAAGGACCUGCCAAGCAUGCUGACUUUCUGUCAAUACCAGCUUGUAAUGGUGCGGUAAUUACUGUAAAUGGUUGGGGUAAAUUAACCACAGUUCGGUUCCCUUUCCAAGGUACUGUGCCCAGUGUGCACCAUAGUACUGAACACAGUAUUGUCAAGCACAGAGCUGGCCUGUACAAAAUCCAUUAGGAACAGACUCCCCACAGAACAGACCUGGGUCAAAUACAUAUUUGUUUUGGAUUCAAAUACUUUUCUACACUGUACUGAUCUUGUCUGGUGCAUUGGAACCAAGGAAAUACUCUCAAAAAGCGCAAACUCCGCCUUCUGGUCAUAUUGGCAGGCUCAGUUCACACCAGGCAAGACGAAUAGAGCACAGAAAAGUAUUUGAAUCCAGAACAAAUACGUAUUUGACCCGUAUUUGAUUUGACUUGAACAAGUGGGAAACAAACGGCUGCAGAUCGCUGACAGGUGAAUGUAAAAUGUGGAGUGUGCCAGGAACAGACUGCAUGUUACGUGUGGUUCCUUUGCUACAUGAUGCUAAUGACAUUUGAAAGGAGCUGCGGUUAAACGAUAAGCACAUGUGGUGCGCUCACACGGCAGGCUAAUGACAGUAAAUGUGUGACUUGCAUAAAUGAUAAUGCUAUAGACGUACCCUCCUGUGUGGUUCAGGAAGUGGUUCCAGUCUUGCUGGGCAUACUGAAGUAAAUGAUCAAUGUGACUGUUGAAUGGAAAAUAAACAUCUCACUGAA